AUGAGAACGAAAACGGCAGAAGUCGAUCAGUUGCAGAACACUAUAUCCGAUUUGCGAAAAAAAUCCAAAAACUCGGAAUCUGAAAUCGAUCGUUUGCGCCAACAGACGCACGAAACAGAAGAUUACAAACGGGAAGUCGAUCGGCUAAAGAACACGAUAGCCGAUUUGCAAAGAGCGGUCGCUCCCGACGAUGACGGCGAUGGCAAUCGCAAUGCAAAGCUGAUCAAGCGUUUAGAAUCGAGCGAGAAAUCACUGGACGAGUCGAGAAAAGUUAGAGACCGGAUGGGACUAGAGAUAAAAAUACUUAGGAAUCAAAAUGAACAAAUGAAAACGGAGAUUGAUAAUUUCGGCGAUUACAAAGAGAGGAUUAAACAGUUGCAACACACGACAUCCAAUUUAACGCAAGAGUUGCGGUUAGCAAGAAGUGAAAUUGAGGAAAAAGUUUGCGAAAUUAAUUACCUGUCGACCGGGAACAUUGAAAACGAAAAGCUGUUCGAGUUGGAGAAAUUGAAAGAGGAAAGAGACAAUCUUUUGUCCAAUUUUCAAAAGUUGAAGUCCGAGAUCAGCCGUCUGCGCGAUGAAGCAAACAAAUAUUGGGACGAUCGAUCGAAAAUGAAUUCGGAGAUCAAGAAACUAAAAUCCAAACUGGAUCGAUCGAGAGAUAACAAACAGUCGCGGAAAACGAGCAUCAAACUACAAAGCGAUGGCGAAGAAGAAGAAGAAGAAGAGGAAGAGGAAGAGGAAGAAGCGAGAAAAAAGAUCCCGAUUUUGUCGUUCGUCGUGGAUAUGCAACCUCACGUGCUUUCGUACGACGCACUGUUCGAAGAUAAAAUGUCAACGUUUAACGAACUCUUGAACGAAGCCAGACAUUACGCACGCUUGGGGAACGACGAAAUGUCGCAGGCAGCAACCGCACUCACGUGCAGACGCGGUUCCACGGCUAUAGCUCCGUUGGUCGUUUACCAAAAUCCACCGACGGAAG
Molecule: messenger RNA, 982 nt
Organism: Anneissia japonica
Lineage: Eukaryota; Metazoa; Echinodermata; Crinoidea; Comatulida; Comatulidae
Product: golgin subfamily A member 6-like protein 22
Exons: 1
Source: RefSeq, a predicted model, not a curated record